Acytostelium subglobosum LB1 is the source of this 939-nucleotide messenger RNA. RefSeq lists its product as hypothetical. The transcript is spliced from 2 exons. NCBI's taxonomy places the organism in Eukaryota, Evosea, Eumycetozoa, Acytosteliales, Acytosteliaceae. Gene Ontology annotation, cellular component: membrane. The annotation marks the transcript as partial. The record is from RefSeq and is a predicted model, not a curated record.
AUGGAAGUGAUAAACAACACAAUGACAUUGUCACUGGAUGACAACCCAGAGUUACAGACAUAUCAUGAAGAGAUAUUGAACACAUUGUCACAUAUACUUGGUCUACUUUUAUGUUUACCAGCUGUCUUCUUCCUGAUAUCUGUUGCAAGAAUGAGAGGAACUAGACUACACGUCAUAUCCUGCACAAUAUAUGGUCUAUCAUUGAUGACAAUGUACUUUUGCUCAUCAUUAUACCAUUCAGUUGGAAUAUUCAUUCAUUUGGAACAGUACAGGAGUCAGUUGAAGGAUCUGGAUCACUGCGCCAUUUAUAUGCUCAUUGCUGGAACAUAUACACCAUUGACAUUAAUCAACUUGGUACACAAUAACUCAAAUAAGGAGAUCACAACACCAAAGGCCGUCAAGAUUGGCUGGCUGAUGUUUGUAGUCGUCUGGAUGAUGGCUGCCGUUGGCGUGCUCAGCAAGAUGAUCCUGGGUGCCAACCACAUCCCAGACUUCUUCUCCAACGCCACCUACCUCAUCAUGGGCUGGGUGUCACUACUCGGAGUGAAAGAUCUCAUUCAACAUCUGCCGCGCAAGGGACUAAAGUUGCUGAUUUCCGGUGGCUUGGCAUACACAAGUGGCAUCGCCUUCCUCAUCUGGGAGACCACGCCCUUCAACCAUGCCAUCUGGCAUCUGUUUGUUGGUGCCGGUUCCAUCCUGCACUACUUUUGCAUACUGGAGUGCAUCAUCCCGUCGAGGAAGGAUGGUCAUGCCAGCGUCAUAAUCGACAACUUUGACUUUGCCGAGCAGCAACUGAGCCUUGUCUUCUUUGGCAGUCGUGGUCGUCGCCAGAAGUUCAUCGUACGUUACAUGAAGACCCUGUACCGUCUGCUUAUUGGCUGGGCAUUUGGCGCAUCCACCGUGAUCUCAUCGCCACAACCAGUCAACAAGAAGACGAAA